CAUAUUUACGUGUAGUGAAGAAAAUUAAGGGAAACUGAAACCCCAGUUGUGGGGGAGAGAAGUUGAAGCUGAAGCUGAAGCUGUGGUAUGCGUAUCCAUUGAACGACAAUGGACUUGGCCGCGAAGCUUCAUCACCUGGACCUCACCGGCGCUGUCAUUUUGGAUGCACGAAAACCCUCUAUACGACCUCCACGCACGCUGUCGUUUACUCAAACCGCCAGAGGGAACAACAUCAACAUCCACACUAACACUAAUUUAGUUUCCACCAAUCGAUUCUUUGGCCCCAAAAGACCCAAUUCUCGUUUAUCCGCUGUGGCCGUCGACGACGACACGUCACUGACCGAAGACGACAUCGAGUCUCUGUUUUCCGACUCUUCGGCCGAUAAACGACAAGUAAACAAGCAAACGAAUACAGGCGCUUCGAGCGUUUCAUCAGGUGUGAAGUUAGAAAACGUGAGCAAAACCUAUAAGGGUGUGACUGUGUUGAAAGAUGUGAGUUGGGAAGUGAAGAAGGGAGAGAAAGUGGGUUUGGUUGGCGUAAACGGUGCGGGUAAAACGACCCAGAUGAGGAUUAUUGCGGGUCUGGAAGACCCGGAUUCGGGAAACGUGAUAAAGGCCAAACCUAAUAUGAAGAUUGCGUUUUUGAGCCAAGAGUUUGAGGUGUCACUGAGCAGGACGGUGAGGGAGGAGUUUAUGAAUGCGUUCAAAGAGGAAAUGGAGAUAGCUGGGAAAUUGGAGAAGGUGCAGAAGGCGCUUGAGGGUGCUGUUAACAAUUUGGAAUUGAUGGGAAGGCUUUUGGAUGAGCUUGAUUUGCUUCAGAGACGAGCUCAGUCUGUGGAAUUGGAUGAGGUUGAUGCAAAGAUAAGUAAAUUGAUGCCUGAACUUGGGUUUGCUUCUGAGGAUUCUGAUAGGCUGGUAGCAUCAUUUAGUGGUGGAUGGCAGAUGAGGAUGUGUCUUGGCAAAAUUCUACUUCAGGAACCAGAUUUAUUACUGUUGGAUGAGCCUACAAAUCAUCUUGAUCUUGACACCAUUGAAUGGCUUGAAGACUAUCUUAACAAGCAGGACGUGCCGAUGGUUAUCAUUUCCCAUGACAGGGCUUUUCUUGAUCAGCUGUGUACAAAAAUUGUGGAAACUGAAAUGGGUGUAUCCAGGACAUACGAGGGGAAUUAUUCUAAGUUUGUAAUUUCAAAGGCAGAAUGGAUUGCAGCACAGUAUGCUGCAUGGGAGAAGCAGCAGAAAGAAAUUGAACAGACGAAAGACUUGAUAAGUAGGUUAGGCGCUGGAGCAAAUUCUGGCCGUGCUUCAACUGCGGAGAAGAAGCUGGAGAGGCUUCAGGAAGAGGAACUAGUAGAGAAGCCAUUUGAACGGAAACAAAUGAAAAUCAGGUUCCCUGAGCGUGGGAGGAGUGGAAGAUUUGUUGUGACAAUUAAUAACUUGGAAUUUGGCUUUGGGGAUAAGAUACUUUUCAACAAGGCAAAUCUUACAAUUGAAAGGGGAGAAAAGAUUGCCAUUAUUGGUCCAAAUGGAUGUGGCAAGAGUACUUUACUGAAAUUGAUCAUGGGUUUAGAGAAGCCAAUUAGGGGUGAAGUUGUGGUUGGGGAGCAUAAUGUAUUACCGAACUAUUUUGAGCAAAAUCAGGCAGAAGCACUUGAUCUGGACAAGACAGUGCUUCAGACAGUAGAAGAAGCUGCCGAGGACUGGAGGAUUGAUGAUAUUAAAGGACUUCUUGGGCGUUGUAAUUUCAAAUCUGAUAUGCUUGACCGAAAAGUUUCCCUGUUGAGUGGUGGUGAGAAGGCACGGCUGGCUUUUUGCAAAUUCAUGGUAAAACCAUCAACUCUGCUUGUGUUGGAUGAACCAACCAAUCACUUGGAUAUACCUUCAAAAGAAAUGCUUGAGGAAGCAAUCACUGAGUACGAGGGCACUGUUAUCACAGUUUCUCAUGAUCGAUACUUUAUAAAGCAGAUAGUUAAUAGAGUGAUAGAAGUUAAAGAUGGCACUUUACAGGAUUAUGCGGGCGAUUACAAUUAUUAUUUAGAGAAGAAUCUUGAUGCUAGGGAAAGAGAGCUUGAACGCGAGGCAGAGCUUGAGGACAAAGCUCCUAAAGUGAAAGCCAAAUCUAAGAUGUCCAAGGCUGAGAAAGAAGCACGGAAGAAGCAAAAGAUGCAGAACUUUCAGGCAGCGAAACAGAAGUCUAAAGGUGUGAAAAAUGCGAAGAGAUGGAACUGAGUAAUUCAUUCCUUAACAUCAUAAGGGCUCCAUCUUAUACAAGUUUACCAAAUGAGGAAGAUAGAAGGCGAAGUAGUGAGUUAGCUACACUCAGCCUUUGUAUAUAUCAUGUAUCAAUGGACUGACUAAUUUGGAUAAUUGACUGGAAUAUAGAAUCUUGAUUACAGCAUUUGUGAUUCCUGCUGAAGUUUACUGCAACUUGGACAGAGAAGAAAAAUUAAAAGAAAAAAUUGAUUCGGUG
Messenger RNA from Gastrolobium bilobum, 2467 nucleotides. Its product is annotated as ABC transporter F family member 5-like. Gene Ontology annotation, molecular function: ATP hydrolysis activity; ATP binding. The transcript is spliced from 9 exons. The record is from RefSeq and is a predicted model, not a curated record. The coding region runs from base 109 to 2226 and encodes 705 amino acids. Lineage: Eukaryota; Viridiplantae; Streptophyta; Magnoliopsida; Fabales; Fabaceae.